UCGUAUAUUCCGAAUUUAUUUACGUGCUACCUACGUGUACCGACACAUGCACAAUAUAGACGAAUAAUGGAGUUGCCAUUUGGUGUAAUUGGUACGAUUGGAGAAGAUGACAAUAUUUCUAUUGACUCUGAAGAAAGCAGCAGUGAUGAAGAGGCUGCCCAACCCAAGAAGGUAACUGAUAAAAAGAAGAAGGAAGGGAAAGACUUUUCUCAGGAUUUUGAGUUCACCAAUUCUCUCUCAGACGACGAUGGUCCCUGGUCGGCAGGCCUCGCCUCUCAAGCUUCUUCACAGAGGGUGACCACAUCUUUAGAAUACAAGAUAGCAAGGAUUAGAAAAGAGAGGAAAAAGAAGGAAGCUGAAGAAAAAGACAAAAACAAAGAGAACCAGGUGGAUGAGAAACUGGAUGAUGGAGAUGAAAAUGAAGGGGAUGAUGAAGAGGAGGAUGAUGAAGAUGAGGAGGAGGAGGAGGAGGAUGAUGAUGUCCAAGGCUUUGAUGACUUUGCCAAAUGGGACAAGGUAAAGUUCAAGCCAAACAGUGAAAAGAGACUGAAGAGGAAGAAAGGAGAGGAGGAAAAGCCGUUCUUCGAGGAGCUGAGGGAUGACAGCAAGGCUAUGGCUUUCACUGAAAUGAACCUUUCAAGACCUAUCCUUAGAGCUAUCAGUGGUCUCAAUUUCACCGAACCAACUCCCAUUCAGUCAGCCACCAUACCUGUAGCCCUUCUUGGUAAAGAUAUAUGUGCGUGUGCAGCCACUGGAACAGGUAAAACUGCUGCCUUCAUGCUUCCAGUGGUUGAGCGUUUGUUGUACAAGCCCAAGCAAGCCCCAGUCACUAGGGUUCUGGUGGUGACCCCGACCAGAGAACUUGGUGUUCAGAUAUUCAACGUCUCCAGGCAGCUGUGUGAAUUCACAAACAUUGAGUGCUGUCUUGCUGUUGGCGGUCUGGAUAUCAAACUUCAGGAGGCUGCCCUGCGGAAGGGUCCAGACAUCGUCAUAGCAACCCCUGGUCGUCUGAUCGAUCAUCUGCACAACGCUCCAACGUUCAGUCUGAGCAGUGUGGAGGUUCUCAUCCUAGAUGAAGCAGACAGGAUGUUGGAUGAGUUCUUUGAGGAGCAGAUGAAAGAGAUUAUUAAGAUGUGCUCAGUAGCCAGACAGACUAUGCUCUUCUCGGCUACCAUGACGGACCAGGUAAAAGAUCUUGCGUUGGUGUCUUUGAAGAAUCCUGUCAGAAUAUUUGUCAAUGAGAACACAGAUGUGGCGUACAACCUGCAGCAAGAAUUCAUCCGCAUCAGAGACAACAGAGAGGGCGACAGAGAAGCAAUAGUAUCAGCGCUGUGUUGCCGAAACUUUCACGAUCACUGUAUGGUGUUUGUACAGACGAAGAAGCAGGCUCAUAGGCUGCAUGUCAUCCUUGGUCUUCUGGGGAUCAAGGUCGGUGAGCUUCAUGGAGACUUGUCACAGACCAAGAGAAUGGAGAUGUUAAGGAUGUUCAAGGAAGAUCUGAUAGAUAUCUUGGUGGCUACUGACCUGGCAGCUCGUGGUCUAGAUAUUGAAGGAGUAAAAACGGUCAUUAAUUUCACCAUGCCCAAUUCUGAGAAGCAUUACGUGCACAGGGUAGGAAGGACAGCCAGGGCUGGUCGUAGUGGCAGGUCAGUAAGUCUUGCCGGUGAGAAGGAGAGGAGGAUGUUGAAGGAGCUUGUGAAGAGAGCGAAGAACCCUGUCAAGAGUAGGAUAAUACCCCAAGGCGUGGUGGCCAAAUACCGGGACAAGAUCGCAUCCCUGGAAGAGGACAUCGAGGAGGUGCUGAGGCUGGAGAGGGAGGAGAAGGAGAUGAGGACCACCGAGCUUCAGCUCCAGAAGGCUACGAUGAUGCUCAACCACCAUUCAGAGAUCAUGAGCAGACCCAAGAGAUCAUGGUUCCAGUCGCACAAAGAGAGGAUGCAAGAGCAGGCAUCCUUAAGACUUGAUGCUGGUGCCAAGCCAGUCAUGGAUAUGAAGAACAAGAAGAACAAGAAGAAAAAGGAGACAACAGCUGAAGACCGAGUGGAUUAUGAGAUGAUGAAAGCCCAGCAGUUCGCCGCUCGGGUCGCUAAGAGAUCCAGGAAACAGAAGAAGAUUACUGCAUUUGAUAAUGAUGAACCACAACACAGGCCAGGUUUGGGCCCACCAAGCAAGAAACAGAAGAGGCAACAGUCACAACCACAGACAUCAUUUGAGAAGGAACUGACCAGUACCAGUCGCUCAUCAGUCAAACAAUUCAGGAGCAAAGCGAAUGAAGCAAAGAAGAUGAAGGAGAGGGGGAGACAACAACACUCCAAGGGGAAGGGUAAAGGAAAGCAACAAUCCAAAGGCAAGAGGAGAUGAGAGCAGCAGAAAGCUACCAUAUGGAUCUAAACAGAUUAUGAACUCUUACCUGAACCGAUCAUGAACUCUUACAGGAGCCCUGUGGCCUGUGUUUCCACUUUUUUCAAACAUAACACUGAAAACAGGAAUGAAAACUUUGGCUAUGUUCCAGUACGUUCCCACAACUACUAAAAUGUCUUGAUUAAAAAUGUCCAACAAAAACAGUUAUUAUUACCAUUUUGCAAUGCCAUUUCAUAUUGAUCGAUAAUCUAUUAUUGUAGCCAAUUCAGUGAUAUCAUUAGAUUAGCCAAAAUGAGUAUGAUAAAAUAUAUUAAUUGUCCUGUAAUUCUAUCUGUAAAGGUCUGUAUAAUGUCAUUGUGGGAUAAAGAUGUCAAGCAUAAUGAUAUUUAAUAAAACCAUAACUACUUUUCACUGUUUUCAUUUUAAAGGAAUAAUCACUAAUUGUUGCUUGUUAUAUCAGGAAAUUUGAGAUUAUUAAAUCAUGAAAUAAAAGAUAGCCACUACAUACAUGUUUGUGAUUGAUCUCGGAUAUUUUCAUAUCUUUGAAAUCAUGCUUCCCGUUUAGAUAUUUAUAGUAUAAUCCUUGUCAAAGGGUGUUUUUAUAUCAUCAAGAAUUUCUCUUGAUUUGUGCUUUGAUCUCACAGGGCAUGUUUUCUUCCCAGUCAUUUUUUUGAUAAUUUAAUUAUUCCGUUUGUCAUGUUCAAGAUAUAUCCCCUCAUGAAAGAAUAAAACUUUGAAAUGGAGUAUGA
Messenger RNA from Strongylocentrotus purpuratus (purple sea urchin), 3110 nucleotides. It is a transcript of the gene ddx27, whose product is annotated as probable ATP-dependent RNA helicase DDX27. Lineage: Eukaryota; Metazoa; Echinodermata; Echinoidea; Camarodonta; Strongylocentrotidae. The transcript is spliced from 18 exons. Gene Ontology annotation, molecular function: nucleic acid binding; ATP binding; RNA helicase activity. Bases 67 to 2361 code for a protein of 764 amino acids. The record is from RefSeq and is a predicted model, not a curated record.